AUGCAGAGCCUGGCCGGGCGGCUGCUCCGCACCUGGGCGCGCCUGGCCGGGGGGCGCGGGGGGCGCCGCGCCGCCCCCGAGGAUGAUGAGGGCGGCUUCCGGGGGGGGUCCCGGCGGCGGCUCGGCGGGGCGGCCCCGGCGGCGACGGCGGCGGAGGGGGGCGAUGCGGGAGCGGUCGCCGGGGAGCGGCCGCCAGGCGCGCAGGGGCUGCGGAACCACGGCAACACCUGCUUCAUGAACGCCGUGGUGCAGUGCCUGAGCAACACCGCGCCGCUGGCCGAGCGCCUGGCGCUGGGCCGGUACCGCGCCCGCGGCGAGGUCACGCACCGGCUGGCGGCCCUGGUCCGUGCGCUCUGGACCCGCGACUACACCCCGCAGCUCUCCGCCGAGUUCAAGAACAUCGUUUCCAAGCACAGCUCGCAGUUCCGGGGCAACGCUCAGCACGACGCGCUCGAGUUCCUGCUCUGGCUGCUGGACCGAAUGCACGAGGAUCUGGGCGCCGCCUCCCCCGCCCAGCAGAGCCGCGGCCUCACGCAGCCUGGCAAGGAUGGGAGCAGCAGUGCCAGCAGGUCCCCCUCAGGCACCCAGCACCCCCAUGGGCAGAGCUUCGUGCAGAGCCACUUCCAGGCCCAGUACAGGUCCUCUCUGACGUGCCCUCACUGCCUGAAACAGAGCAACACCUUCGACCCCUUCCUGUGCAUCUCCCUGCCCAUCCCGCUGCGCCAGACCAGGGCUCUGAACGUCACGCUGGUGCUGCAGUGCGAGCGCUGGCGCUUCGUGCGGGUGGGCCUGGCCGUGCCGCUGCUGGGCACUGUGGCGGACCUGCGGGCGAUGGUGGCGCGGGAGGGCCGCAUUCCCCCGGAGCAGGUGAUCCUGGCCGAGGUGUCCCCGCGGGGAUUCCUGCGCUCGCUCUCCGACCCCGAAGCGCUGCGGGCGGCCGGCGAGGCUGGACCCGUCUACGCCUUCCAGCCGCCGCCCGCCCGCCGCGCAGGGUGUCCCCGGAGCCUCCCCACAUCUCCUGCAGUGCCACGGCCGGAGGGGCCGCGCCUGCUGCCCAGCACCGCCCGCUCCUCCGACUGCCUGCACCGUGCACCCAGCAGCCGCAUCCUGCUGCUGCUCUGCAACACAGCGGGCACAGGGCCGCAGCUUGCCAGGUUCGGGCCACCACUGGUGCUGCGGGAGGAGCGCAGCGUCUCCUGGGAGCAGCUCCAGCAGAACAUCCUGGCCCAGCUGAGGGGGGUCCUGCGGGGAGAAGUCCGGCCUCAGAGCACAGGGGCCCUUUUCCGGAUCCGCCUGGCUGGGGUCUCAGCCCCCUGCACCUACCUGUCCCCUCAGGAUCCUCGUCCCCUCUGCCACCCUGCCAUCGACAGGGCCCUGCAGCUGAGCGGGGCCGGGGGCCCUCCCCACGUGAGGCUGACAGUGGAGUGGGACAUGAGCACCAAAGAGCGGCUGUUCGGAAGCAUCCAGGAGGAGGUGGUGCAGGAUGCGGAGAGCGUGCGGCGGCAGCAGCAGGCACACGGGCAGCAGCACAGCUGCACGCUGGAUGAGUGCUUCCAGCUGUACACCAAGGAGGAGCAGCUGGCCCCGGACGACGCCUGGCGCUGCCCGCACUGCAAGGUGCCCCAGCAGGGCACGGUGAAGCUCAGCCUGUGGACUCUGCCCGAGAUCCUCAUCAUCCACCUGAAGCGCUUCCGGCAGGUGGCCGAGCAGCGGCACAAGCUCACCACGCUGGUGAGGUUUCCGCUGCGGGGGCUGGACAUGGCCCCGCAUGUGGCACAGCGGGGCCAGCCCGGGGGGCAGCUCCUGGGGCGCUGGGCGCCUUGGCAGCCCCCCUUGCGCCUGCCCGCGGGCUGCCCCCGCGAGCACCUCUACGACCUGUACGCAGUCUGCAACCACCACGGCAGCAUGCAGGGCGGCCAUUACACCGCGUUCUGCUGCAACGCCCUGGACGGGCGCUGGUACAGCUACGACGACAGCCGGGUGGAGGGGGUGCGCGAGGCUGAGGUGAGCACCCGCAGCGCCUACAUCCUGUUCUACCAGCGCCGCCGCGCCCCUGGCUCCGGCACGGGCUCCGCUGCCGCCGCGGGGCACUGGGUGUUCCGCCUGGCCGCCUCCGAGUCCCGCGCCGACCCCCGCACAGACCCCGAUGCCUCUGGCUCUGUGGCCGCCGCGGAGAAUGGUGAGGCUCAGGAUGCUCAACUCCCAGUCCCCCCGCGCCCCCCGCCCGUCCUGACAGUGGUUUCCCCGCAGGCGGGUUCGAGGCGCGGCCCCCGGUGCGGGGGCUGCAGGGGCUGCACGGGCGCAGCCUCAGCGUCCGCACCGCUCCCUCCGGACCCCCGGGACAGGGGGAGCCGGGCCCUCUUCGCGCCCCACGACGGCUCCGCCGGGCCACCAGCGCCGAGGGGACCCCGCGCCGGCCGCCUCCGGGCCCCGGCAGCCCCGAGGCCGCGGGGCGCGGGGGGGCCGCCCCUGGCCGUCCGGAGUCCCCCCGGGGCCACGCUGCAGCGGGGCCGGCAGCCCCCCGGGCCUCUGCGCCCCCUGGCCGUGCCCGAGUCCAGCUUCUGA
Molecule: messenger RNA, 2565 nt
Organism: Catharus ustulatus (Swainson's thrush)
Lineage: Eukaryota; Metazoa; Chordata; Aves; Passeriformes; Turdidae
Gene: USP43
Product: ubiquitin specific peptidase 43
Exons: 16
Coding region: 1-2565 (854 amino acids)
Biological process (GO): protein deubiquitination
Molecular function (GO): cysteine-type deubiquitinase activity
Source: RefSeq, a predicted model, not a curated record